AUGGGCUCGUGGAGGGUUCGCACGAGCACCCCGCAAAGGGGGGGCCAAGCAGGCCGGCGUGGAUGUGGUCGAGCUCGCGCGGCCCGCGGACGCGUCCCAAAGACGAGCGACGCCGCGCCUCGUAGGCAUUUUGGCUCAAGAUCGCCUCGCCUCCCAAACCAACAAACUUACCCCUCGCUUCCCUCUGCCGCCCGCGGGCGGGCCGAGCAAGCCAUGGGGCAAGCCAUGGGGCAGGCGUGCACGGCGUGCUCCGCGGCCAUCCCGAAUGGCUUCUCGGGCAAGAGCGAGGAGACCACCACCGAGCCCGAGGAGACCGAGCUGGACAAGGUUAAGCGGGAGCUGGCGGAGCGCGUGCUGCUGAGCGCCCAGGACGCGUCCAUGCAAGCGGCCCGAAGGGCCGCCGAGAGAGAGGGCCCCCUCGACCCAGAGUACAUCUACGACGAGGCCUUUAAAGCCGCCGAGGCCGCCAUCGAGGGUGUGAUGACCGACGAGACCUUGGCGCUGGGCGAGAAGGCGGUCUCGCUGACGGCGACCUCGGCGGGAUCGAAGACGGUCAACAUGCUGGCCAGCCAGGCCGCGGUGAAUUCCGCGACUGCCGUGCUGAACCAGGUCGCCGCAAGCGGCGCGAGCGACGUGGUCGUGACCACCGCCACCCAGGCGGCCCUCGGCGGGGUGGUGGGGACCGUGACCUUAACCUCCAUUGGCCCCGCCGGCUUCGCCUCCGCCAUCGGCUCCAUCGCGGGCAAGCACGUGGCCGAUUACAGCGGGGGCGACGAGGAGCUCGGCAGCCUCGUGGGUUCCGUCGGCGCUGGCGCGCUCGCCGGCGCCUUUGCGGGCAGCGCCUUCGGACCGCCGGGCACGCUGGCGGGCUUCACGGCAGGCGCUACGCUGGGCACCGCGCAGUACUACACCGCGAGGCUCAUUCAAAAGGCCGUCGAGAGGACCUGGGACUGCGUCGAGGAGAAGGUCAAGGCCGCACGCGAGGAGCGCGAGAAGGCCAAGGCGGCGGCGGCUCCGGAGUCCGCCUGA
This is a messenger RNA of Prorocentrum cordatum, 1029 nucleotides long. The record is from the annotation of a GenBank genome assembly. NCBI's taxonomy places the organism in Eukaryota, Dinophyceae, Prorocentrales, Prorocentraceae.